Anolis sagrei ordinatus is the source of this 2357-nucleotide messenger RNA. It is a transcript of the gene B4GALT6, whose product is annotated as beta-1,4-galactosyltransferase 6. Lineage: Eukaryota; Metazoa; Chordata; Lepidosauria; Squamata; Anolidae. Gene Ontology annotation, biological process: carbohydrate metabolic process. The record is from RefSeq and is a predicted model, not a curated record. Gene Ontology annotation, molecular function: UDP-galactose:glucosylceramide beta-1,4-galactosyltransferase activity. Gene Ontology annotation, cellular component: Golgi apparatus.
CCUCCCUCCCUCCCUCCCUCCCGCCAGCCAGAGAGAGAAGCUGCGCAAGGAGGAGAUGCCGCCGCGGCCGCCUUGGCUCGGAGGCCCGGUCUGCCAUGGUGGCCUCCGGGCUAGGGAGACCCCACACCUUCGCCGGCGGCCCUAGAGCCCGCCCCCCGCCCCUUCUGGAUGCCGGGCCUGCCGCUUUCUGGGGCUCCCGCGGCCCCCUCCCUAUUGCCAGCUCUCCUCCUCCUCCUCCUCAGCCCUUGCCCUCCGGAGCCGCAGCCAUGAGCCCCUCCCUCCCUGGGCUGCUGCUGCUGCUGCUCCUCCUCCUCUUCUUCUUCUUCCCGGGGCCCUGAUCUCCCGGUGGCUCUGCUUGGGUCGCCUUGGGCCCCCCUCCUGCCCCUGAGCCGCCGAAGGAGCGAAAGGAAGGCCCGGCAGGCUGCGGAGGAAGGAGGAUGCCGCUCUUCAGGAAGGCGCGGCGGGUCUCUAACCGCUCCAUUUUCGCCUUCCUCUUCUUCUUCUCCUUCUCCUCCUCUUGCCUCUAUUUCAUCUAUGUGGCUCCUGGGAUAGCAAACACAUAUUUAUUUAUGGUACAGGCACGAGGUUUAAUGCUGAAAGAAAAUGUGAAGACAAUAGGACAUAUGAUCAGAUUGUACACUAAUAAAAAUACUACAGUUAAUGGUACAGAUUAUCCUGAAGCCAACAAUACAAGCGAUAGCCUUGCUCAAACUGUGAUGUACCUUCCUGAAAAUUUCACUUAUUCUCCUUUCCUACCUUGCCCAGAAAAGCUACCCUACAUGAGAGGCCUUAUUGAUGCCAAUAUGAGUGAAAUUAGUUUGGAUGAAAUUCAGCGGAUGUUUGCAAAAGAUUUAGACAUUGAACCAGGUGGUCACUGGAAGCCAAAAGAUUGUGAACCACGCUGGAAGGUUGCAAUAUUGAUACCUUUCCGCAAUCGCCAUGAACAUCUUCCAAUAUUUUUUCGACAUGUGAUACCAAUGUUACAAAAACAGAGGCUGGAAUUUGCUUUUUAUGUCGUUGAGCAGACUGGAGGCCAACCUUUUAACCGAGCAAUGCUUUUUAAUAUUGGCUUCAAAGAAGCCAUGAAGGAUGAUGAUUGGGACUGUAUAAUCUUUCAUGAUGUGGAUCACUUGCCUGAAAACGAUCGAAAUUAUUAUGGUUGUGGAGAAAUGCCACGUCAUUUUGCUGCAAAACUGGACAAAUAUAUGUACAUUCUUCCGUACAAUGAAUUCUUUGGUGGUGUAAGCGGACUAACGUCUGAGCAAUUCAAAAAAAUCAAUGGAUUUCCUAAUGCCUUUUGGGGAUGGGGUGGAGAGGAUGAUGAUCUUUGGAACAGGGUUCAUUACGGAGGGUACAAUGUAACAAGACCAGAAGGAGAACUAGGGAAGUAUAAAUCUAUUCCUCAUCACCACAGAGGAGAAGUUCAGUUCCUAGGACGCUAUAAACUCUUAAGAUAUUCCCGAGAACGCCAAUAUAUUGAUGGGUUGAACAAUCUGGUAUAUACGCCAACUAUUCUUGUCAUGAGAUUGUAUACAAAUAUAACUGUAAACCUUGUACCAGAACUAGCUCCUGUUGAAGAUUAUUGAUGAGGCUGCAGAAUGGACAUCUGGAUGAACAAAGUAUAUUAUUGAGAAAUAUGAAGUUAAAGUUUGAAGUGUCAUUUCUGAUAUCUCUAAUAACUUUUAAAAAGUGAAAUGAUUUUCUGACCAUAUGCCAUUUGAUUCAAAGAAAUCCUAGUGAAUGCUUCUUGAAAUGUUUACAUCAUGAAGCAAAAAAUGUUCAAACCUCAUUUUAUCAUGUUUCCUCAACUGAAACCAUGAAGCUUAGUAAUAGAAAACAAAUCUCUAGUUUAUUUAGAAGCCAAUAAAAACAUUAUCUCCUAAGGAAUAUGCAUUCAAUGAACUGCAAGAAAGCUGAAGGGUUUUAUAUUUUAUGUAAAUAUAUUGAUUAUAAAUCCAUGUGCUUUUGAAAACUAUAGCAGUCAUGGCUUCUGCAUGUGCUUCAUAGUAGUUCUGUUCAUUUUCUCCAGGAUUUUGUCAUGAUGCAUAAGCAGUGGAUUCUAGACAGAGAUGUUUGGUAAAUAAUGAAGGACCAAUUUAUAAGUGUUAAUUGGCUAUGAUUGUAAAUUGUUAAGCUAGUUUUGAGCUUUGGGCUUCCCACAUAGAUAUAUUACCUUCUGUAUAUAUGAUUUCACCGCCAACAUUUUGGAGUGAUAUUUUCAUUUUUAUUCUAUUUAUUACCAUGAGCAAUGCCAUGAUUCUCUUAUUAUUCUUGAAAUAAUAUUGUUUAUGCAUAUUGCAUGUAUAUUACAGGAUCCAAUCCAUAAAGGAUGUUGCAUUUCAUUAUGGUAUUUACAA